AUGGUCCGGGGUCCUGGCCCGCUAGGUCGGCCUCGCUCCAAUACGGUAGCCAUGCCCAAAAGAGGGAAGCGUCUCAAGUUCCGGGCCCACGACGCCUGCUCCGGUAGAGUGACCGUGGCGGAUUAUGCCAACUCCGAUCCGGCCAUCGUGAAGUCUGGACGGGUCAAGAAAGCCGUCGCCAAUGCUGUUCAGCAGGAAGUAAAAUCUCUUUGUGGCUUGGAAGCCUCCCAGCUUCCUGCAGAGGAAGCUCUUUCUGGGACUGGUGAGCCCUGUGACAUCAUUGACAGCAGUGAUGAGGUGGAUGCCCAAGAGGAGAGCAUUUAUGAGAGAACCAUCUCCAGAAAAAAGAAAAGCAAGAGGCACAAAGAAGACCUGGACAGGGCUGGAGGAGAAGAGUAUCCUAUGGAUAUUUGGCUCUUGCUGGCCUCCUACAUCCGUCCUGAGGACAUUGUGAAUUUUUCCCUGAUUUGUAAGAAUGCCUGGACUGUCACUUGCACUGCAGCCUUUCGGACAAGGUUGUACCUAAGGCACUACACGCUGGAUGACUUUCUGCCUUUGCGCCUGCGACCAGAGUCAAUGGAGAAGCUGCGCUGUCUCCGGGCGUGUGUGAUCCGAUCUCUGUAUCAUAUGUAUGAGCCAUUUGCUGCUCGAAUUUCCAAGAAUCCAGCCAUUCCAGAAAGUACUCUCAGCACACUAAAGAAUUCCAAAUGUUUACUUUUCUGGUGCAGAAAGAUUGUUGGGAAUAGACAGGAACCCAUGUGGGAAUUCAACUUCAAGUUCAAAAAACAGCCCCCUAGGUUAAAGAGCAAGUGUUUGGGAGGCUUGCAGCCACCCAUUCAAUAUGAAGAUGUUCAUACCAAUCCAGACCAGGACUGCUGCCUACUGCAAGUCACCACCCUCAAUUUCAUCUUUAUUCCAAUUGUCAUGGGAAUGAUAUUUACCUUGUUUACUAUCAAUGUGAGCACAGACAUGUGGCACCAUCGAGUGAGACUGGUGUUCCAGGAUUCUCCUGUCCACAGUGGUCGGAAACUACGCAGCGAACAGGGUGUGCAAGUCAUCCUUGACCCAGUGCACAGCAUUCAGCUCUUUGAUUGGUGGCACCCUCAGUAUCCGUUCUCCCUGAGAGUGUAG
Molecule: messenger RNA, 1131 nt
Organism: Orycteropus afer afer
Lineage: Eukaryota; Metazoa; Chordata; Mammalia; Tubulidentata; Orycteropodidae
Product: transmembrane protein 183A-like
Biological process (GO): regulation of protein stability
Cellular component (GO): SCF ubiquitin ligase complex
Source: RefSeq, a predicted model, not a curated record